Saprolegnia diclina VS20 is the source of this 395-nucleotide messenger RNA. RefSeq lists its product as hypothetical. The transcript has a single exon. The record is from RefSeq and is a predicted model, not a curated record. NCBI's taxonomy places the organism in Eukaryota, Oomycota, Saprolegniomycetes, Saprolegniales, Saprolegniaceae. Bases 76 to 381 code for a protein of 101 amino acids.
ACAACCGUCGGCUUUGGUACUGUCCGGCUCGGGGCAGCUGGAUUCGUGAAGCUGGCAAAGGAGCUUCCUGCGUGGAUGGCGCGUGGUCUCGAGGAGCUCGUGCUUGAAAAUACCGAGUUAACGGACGCGGUCAUUUUUGUGCUUGCCGCUGCCCUCGCUUCGGGCCGCAACACUCUCUUGCUGACGCUCCAAUUGCACAACAACUGCCUCACGACGGCGUCCGUGGCGCUUCUUCUGAGAACGCUCGGCGCGUGCCAGAACGUCACUCUCAAGUUGGACCUGAACGAGCUACCUUCGUCCAUCGAAGACCUCGUCGAGCGGCACCAGCUUGUGCAGUCGUCGCCCGGCAUCUUCGAGUCGCCGCGCGCCGCGUCACAGUAACUUGCAAUGGAACC